AUGUCGAAGAUGCUCCUGCUCAGAGUUUUGUUGCUCUCUCUCAGUUUCGCCUUUUAUUGGGUGGAUUCUUGUUCAACGGUAUCUAAAGGCAAUGUAUCACUAACUGGAGUAUGUCCUAAUGAUACUUUUAUUCUACCCAUUGGAACUGGAGAAACACUUGAAUAUUCUUGCAUUUACAAAUCUAAUGCGUCUUUCAUAGUUGAGUUUUAUUGGAAUAUCAGUGGUGAUAUUAUUACUGCUUUUACAAGUCCUCUUCCAAAUGGAAUUGGUAUAUCUAUUAUUAAUAAUAGCAUAGCUGACCUGAGGAUUGCCACUAACACAUUGUUAGAUAUUCAUAUUCAAUGUGGAUUGUGUUCAUUAUCCGCAACAAGACAUUGUUCUUUAGAUACAAAGUUGGUGGGAACAGAAUCAAUUCGACUGAUUGCCUUUGGUCCUCCUUCUUCAUUAUCCCAUGAGUUAAGAGAGAAUGAAACUGUUAAGUUGUCAUGGUUACCUCCUCUAGCAGAAGCUGUAUUAUUACUCACAUAUGAUAUAAUAAUAAUGGAGUCAACUAAUAAUUCACUGAUAGUAACUGAUAUAAACAUUACUAACAAUACAUAUGUAAUAAUAUCACCUGCUGAUAUAACUGAUUAUGCUGAAUGUACCCCAUAUCAAUGGGGAGUAAGAGCAGCUGCUAAUUUAAGUUAUGGAUUUACUGGUGUAAAAAUGGCAAUGAAAAAUUUUACUUUGAUUUCAGGUCCUAAAAUAUCUGAUGAAUUGAUUGCUAUUGAUGAUAAUUAUACCAUUGAAUUCAAUGUUACAGCUCCAUGUGAUAUUGAUCUAUUAAACAAUUACACAUAUAUUUUAUUACAAAAAGACUACUGUCAGAUACCACUCAAUUCAUCACAGAUUAAUAUCACUAUACCACUUGAUGAUAAUAUUGUUCUGCCUAACAUGUUAGUAUCAAUCCGUGUUAACAUUAGAUCAUCGAUUCAUGAUUUAACGUGGUCAGUAGCUGUUAUUGUAUCAAACAGGUUUGGUUCUAAUACAAUAGAUUAUACCAACAUUACUAAUAAUUCAGAAGCUAUUCAGAACUGCAAUCCAAUGACCUCUUCAUCAGUAUCACAAGUAUCAUCAUCAAAUAUUCUAUCUAGUUUAAUUACAUGGAGCCCCAUUUCUACCUCAUCAUUUUCCUUUUCUGCUCCUUCUGUUACUCCAAGUGGAGAAAGUGGUAGAAGUAGUUGGACAAGUACUGAUACUACUUUAGUUGUUUUUGGAGGAGUAGUCUUGCUUUGUAUAGCAGUUUUUAUUUAUGUUGUUAUGUAUAAAGCAAAGAAUAAUAGGACAUCCUGCACAUGUCAUUCCUGUGACAUAAGAAAUUUUGUGAACAAAGUAAAGGAUCUUAAAAUAAAUGACACUAGCUUGGCGGUAGAGUCAUCUAAAACAACAGUUGAAAGUUCACCAGUUGGUUCGGCAGACAUUGUUGAUGAAGACUACAAUAAUGCAGAGACUUCUUUUCAGACACACCUGGAUCCAUUGCCUCUUGCUCCCAGUGAAGAAGCUGAGGCAACACCUGAUUCAGAGUAAGCACCUGUAUGCUGAUUUAGAUGAAAUUAGGAAGGCUGGGACAUGCUCCUCCACCCACUGUUCUUAAUGGUGUUAAAUAUUCACAAGUAAAUUGAUGUAUCAUGUUAAUUGAUUUAUAAACUCAUUCAUUUAAGCAUUGUAUUUUGAAUCAAAAUAAUAAUCAUUUAUAAUUGGUUAAUCACACACA
This is a messenger RNA of Amphimedon queenslandica, 1753 nucleotides long. RefSeq lists its product as uncharacterized. The record is from RefSeq and is a predicted model, not a curated record. NCBI's taxonomy places the organism in Eukaryota, Metazoa, Porifera, Demospongiae, Haplosclerida, Niphatidae. The coding region runs from base 1 to 1566 and encodes 521 amino acids. The transcript is spliced from 13 exons. Gene Ontology annotation, molecular function: protein binding.